Molecule: messenger RNA, 1146 nt
Organism: Trifolium pratense (red clover)
Lineage: Eukaryota; Viridiplantae; Streptophyta; Magnoliopsida; Fabales; Fabaceae
Exons: 5
Coding region: 100-849 (249 amino acids)
Source: RefSeq, a predicted model, not a curated record
GGGAGGCCUAAACAACGAGCAAAGAAAUGGUGUGGUGAAUUAGUUUCGGAGAGUGCGAGAGACAGAAAACUGCUCAGUAAUUGGCCCCGUGUAACAGAGAUGUUGAGCUCCCUGCGAUUUCAACCUUCAAACCACUCAACCAUUUCUCUCACCUUCAACAAUCCUUUCCCCGCCACCACUAACAACUCUCACUCACAACGUACCCUCUCAUUUACUACUAAACCCCUCGCCCUUCCCAAACCUCUCUCUUCUUUCACAACACACUCACCUCAACCCUCCUCACAUUUCAUCUCCACCGUUGGAUCUCCAUCUCUCAACCUCCCUCAUUGGAAUCUCACCCAACGCCACCUCACUCUUCUCCAAGUCCUCGCCGUCGUGACAUCGAUAUGCACGACGUGGCUGUUUUGUUCUGCAAUUCCCACGCUUCUGGCUUUCAAGAGAGCAGCGGAAUCACUUGAGAAGCUUAUGGAUACGGCAAGAGAAGAACUUCCUGAUACAAUGGCUGCAAUUCGAUUAUCCGGCAUGGAAAUUAGUGACUUAACCAACGAACUGAGUGAUCUUGGACAAGAGAUUACCCAAGGUGUUAAAAGCUCCACUCGCGUGGUUCGAUCAGCGGAGGAGAGGCUUCGCCGUUUUACCACUAUGAUGCCUUCUUCUUCAGCUUCAUUGCAGGGAAGGGAAUACAGCCCAAAAACUGAGCCUGACUCGGGUGUGCUUGCGGUGGCAAGAACUGCUAGGGGAGCGACAGAGGGUAUUAUCAAGGGUCGUGGUAUGUUGAGGAUGUUUUUCUCCCUUGCCCAAUUUUCAAGUUUUGCUCUCAAAUUCAUUACUGGACGUGGAAAAAGGUAGAGGCCAGAGAAGUUUAUAGAUUUCUUCAUAUGCUAGCAGCAUCAACUUUCUCUUUCUCUUGUUAUUAUGAUGAUGAUGAUGGUGAUCUUCUGUUUUUUUUUCAUUGAUGUUUUUGGUUGUGUACUUAUUUCUCUUUUUACAUAUUGCAAUAGUGAUAAUUUCCCUUUAGACGAGGCUAUAGGGUCUAGUGUUAUCAAUAAUGUGUAUAGAAACCUAAAAGGAUCAACAGAUUGAGUGCAGUUUGUACUCUACAUAACCUUAAUACUUGCAUUUGUUAUUUCAAACUCUUACUCGUAA